Exophiala xenobiotica is the source of this 843-nucleotide messenger RNA. RefSeq lists its product as uncharacterized. The record is from RefSeq and is a predicted model, not a curated record. NCBI's taxonomy places the organism in Eukaryota, Fungi, Ascomycota, Eurotiomycetes, Chaetothyriales, Herpotrichiellaceae. The transcript has a single exon. The coding region runs from base 1 to 843 and encodes 280 amino acids.
AUGAGAAUCGCAAUCACAGGUGCCCGAGGCACGGUGGGUAAGGAAGUCGUCAAGCUCUGCGCCCAGGCAGGCCACCACACAGUGCAAAUCAACCGGACCGAGUCCGAACCCGAUGGCACGCCCAACUCGGAGAUGCGCACAGCCGACGUGGCCAGUGACUACGACGCGACCGUCAAAGCAUUCCGGGGCUGCGACGCGCUGAUCCAUCUCGCCGCCAUCCCGAACCCGGUCGACAAACCCGAUUCGACCGUGCACAACAACAACGUGUGCAGCGCGUUCAACGGGUUCCGAGCCGCCGCGGAGAACGGCAUCAAGAGAGUCUGCUACGCGAGCUCCGUGAACGCCAUCGGCCUGGCCUACGCCAACCAGCCGCUCGAGUUCGAAUACUUCCCCAUCGACGAGGACUACCCGCAGAAACCGACGGACUCGUACGCCCUGGCCAAGCAGGAAUCCGAGGUGCAGGCGCGCAGUUUCGUCCGCUGGUUUCCCGGCAUGAACAUCGCCGUGCUGCGGAUCCAUGAAGUCGCGCCACUCAAGGAUGUGCAGAAGGAGCACAAGGACGACUGGGACCAGGCGGCGGUCAAGCAGCUGUGGGGCUGGGUCAAUCCGGUGGCGACCGCGAGGGCGUGUCUGAAAGGUGUCGAGAGCGACAAGUUCAAGGGCUGCGAGAUCUUCAAUAUCCAUGCAAAGACGACGACCCAAGAUACGCCGUCGAGGGAUCUGGCCAAGAAGUACUUUCCCAACGCCGAGAUCAAGGGCGAUUGGGGGAAGGAUAACGCGGCCUUCUGGACGACGGAUAAGGCCGAGAGACUGCUUGGAUGGACGCACGACGAGGAGCAAUGA